UGACUAUCGAACUGCACCUAGAAUGAACCCAGGUACACUUUGAGUAUUGGUCUUUCAAGUAUGCGCACCUGCUAUUAUGAACUACUGGGAGUGGAUAGAAAGGCCACUGCCGAUGACUUGAAGAAGGCUUAUCGGCGGAAGGCACUAGAGUUUCAUCCGGACAAAAACAUUGAUAGAGUGGAAGAAGCAACUCGAUUAUUUGCAGAGGUACAGCAAGCCUAUGAGGUUUUGUCGGAUGAGCAGGAACGGGCUUGCGUUCAAGUUGACACUUGAAUUUUCACCAGGUAUGACAGCCACAGAGAGGCCAUUUUGCGAGGCGAUGACGAAAGCGCCGCUGCUGGCGGUAGCGCGGCAUACAUGGACAUUACAACGGUGGAGACUUUGAUGCAGUACUUCAGCGCUGCUUGCUAUAGUGGUUACGGUGAUAAUGGCAAAGGGUUUUACGCUUUGUACGGCGCUAUCUUUCGCCGUCUCGAAGAAGAGGAGGAAGAAGCUGCUAGGAUGGAUUCGGAAUCAUUGGUCGACGAUGAGGAUUCCUUGCUAGGAAGCAGGGCCGACUUUGGGACCUCCAGAGAUCCAUAUGAUGAACAACCCCGACUAUUUUACAACAAGUUCCUGCACUUUGCAAGUGUCAAAUCUUUUCGUUGGCAUGAUAAAUACCGGCUGUCGGAAGCCCCGGAUCGUCGUGUACGACGAUUAAUGGAAAAAGACAACAAACGCGCAAGAGAAGUUGCGAGAAGGGAAUUCAAUGAAGCCGUUCGUAAUCUGGCAGCAUUCGUGCGGAAACGAGAUCCGCGAUAUAAAACAUGGAAGGAUGAACAAGAGAAAAUUAGCAAAGAAAAUGCCGUGGAAGAAACUAAGCGUCGAGCGGAGGAACGAAGAAGGGAGCGCGAUCGACGAGCAGAAGAGUACGUGGUUCCAGAAUGGGCCAAGGUUGCUGAUGCGGAAAGGGAUGCGGUUGUGGAAGCCGCUGCAGAACUGGAAUUGGAGGAAUUGUUCUGCCUGGCCUGCAACAAAGCUUUCAAAAGUGAGAAGCAGUUUGAAAACCAUGAGCAAUCCAAAAAGCAUUUGCGCAAUGUGGAAAUCCUACGUGAGCACCUAUUAGAGGACGAGGAGAAUAAUGGAUGGCAUGAAGAGAUAUCAGUGGACGACAUUGAUCCCGCUAGUGGCGAAGAAGAGCUUGAAGAUGGUGGCGAGGGCACAGAGGGAACUGAUAGUGAUAAUGACUCUCAGGAUCCUAUCACGACAGAGAAAGAUGAUAGCCUUAAGCACUUGCAGGAGGAUGUUUCGGAGGAAGAGGAGGAAGGGGCAAAUGAACCAGAGAUCUCCACUCGCAAGAAGGCUGAUAAGAAGAAGCGGCGAAAGCAGGCGCAGCGAUUUGGUUGGGCUCAGUCGAACUCUGAAGAUGAAACUUUGCCAAACGAGACAGGCGAAACCCGGGAUCAGAAUAUGGAUGCGUUGGUGGCCGGUGUGGAAAACGUGAACCUGGAGGGCUCGAUUACCGAGAGCCUAUCAUUAGAUGACCAGGCAUCAGAAUCAAACUCGAGUACAGUCAAGGGUAAAAGCCGAGCGAAGGAAAAACGUGCGCAGAGGGAGGCAAAGCGGGCUGCUGCGGUGGCUCUGGAGAAGGGAGGAGGCACUACAACCUGCAAUGUCUGCGGUGAGGGGUUUCCAUCCCGGACUAAGCUUUUUGAUCAUAUCAAGCGAUCGGGUCAUGCAAAUGCUGGUGGGCCAGUAGCUCCAGCUGGAAAAGCUACAAAGAAAGGACGGCGAUAGUAAUUAAUCAUGAUGUACAUAAGACUCCCAACCCACCUUGCAAAGGGGCACUUUGAACCGCGGCAGAUAGUACCGUUGAGGUAGCUGGGAAAAGAGUGGUUGCGCUCAUUGCAUAUUGUUAUGGUCCCAUGGUAAUCUAAAAUCCGCAAUGAAGACGGCGAAUUUUCACGCUGGAAACCCAGGAGAAGGGUGAUUGCAAGCCUAUCCUCCACCUGUACCAGUCAAAUGGAAGUUGGUUCUGGUCUUUGUUGUACCAUACUUGAUUGAUCAGCGGAGCUAGAAAGGGAUGUCAUCCUGUUCAUGGAGCAACUGGUUAAAGAGCAGAAUAAACGCAUACUUCAGACAUUCCCUUAACCGGCGUUUAUUGCCAGUGCACUAGAAACAUUGGUG
This is a messenger RNA of Spizellomyces punctatus DAOM BR117, 2166 nucleotides long. RefSeq lists its product as hypothetical. Gene Ontology annotation, molecular function: nucleic acid binding; zinc ion binding. The coding region runs from base 358 to 1776 and encodes 472 amino acids. Lineage: Eukaryota; Fungi; Chytridiomycota; Chytridiomycetes; Spizellomycetales; Spizellomycetaceae. Gene Ontology annotation, cellular component: cytoplasm. The transcript has 4 exons. The record is from RefSeq and is a predicted model, not a curated record.